GUCAAAAAGUCAAGCCAGUCGCCAUCUUGUUUUGAGUUGCUUUUUCCUUUAUGAAAACUGCGCACAGCUGCAUGACAUCGAUUUUAAAUUGAAGAAAUUAUACUGAUAACUGUGAUAUAUUUGUAGUUAAGUGUAUUGAUAAACAUUAGUGUAAAAAAUUGUUUCUUAAGUUUCAUUUGGAAGUAAGCUACACACAAUGGGCAGAAAAAAGAAGAAGGCGUCUAAACCGUGGUGCUGGUAUUGCAAUAGGGAGUUUGACGACGAAAAGAUUUUGAUUCAACAUCAAAAGGCGAAACAUUUCAAAUGCCACAUUUGUCACAAGAAGCUGUACACUGGCCCAGGACUGUCUAUACACUGCAUGCAGGUUCACAAAGAAGCCAUAGAUAAAGUCCCCAACUCAUUACCAAAUAGGUCAAAUAUUGAAAUAGAAAUCUAUGGUAUGGAAGGUAUUCCACCUGAAGAUGUGAAGGAGCAUGAAAAGCAGAAAUCAGGUGGGGGCAAGGGCUCGGACAGUGAAGAUGAUGAACCUGCAGCAAAGAAAAAAGCUACACCAGCCUUGCUUGGAGCUGGUCCAUCGUCCGUGAACCCCGGCAUACUGCCCACUCCGAUGGGCCCCGUGCCACCAGGGAUGUAUGGGCCUAUGCCCAUGAACCCCAUGAUGCCCUCAUUUAUGCAGGCACCUAGGAUGAUGAUGCCCGGAAUGCGGCCCCUGUUCCCAGCAGCCAGCAUACCCACGUCGAAUCCAAACAAGCCUACUUUCCCUGCGUAUAGCAACGCGACAAUCAGCGCGCCGCCCACGACGUCGUCGGCGGGCGGCGCGGCGGGCGGCGCGGAGCCCCGCGAGAACGGCGAGGCGGCGGGCGGCGAGGCGGGCGCGCUGGUGCCGGCCGCGGGCGCGGGCUCCCGCAUCGUGCACCCGCCCGAGGACGUCUCGCUCGAGGAGAUGCGCGCCAGGAACGCCAGAUAUCGUCCCAAACCGAAACCAGAUGCUCCGCAUAGUCAACCUCAAGCAGCCCCAGUUAUGAUCACUCCCAGCACGAGCCAAGCGGAGUCGUACUUGUCGCAGGUGGCGGCGCACAUGUCCGCCGCGGUGGCGGCCGCGCGCCAGCAGGCGGCCAUGCGGCGGCCCAUGCUGCCGCCGGUCAUGAUGCAGCCUGUAAGAGUGGGGGUGCCCGUCUCCAUGCCGCCUGUAAUGGGCAUGUUGCCCGUCAUGCCGCAGUUCAACCUCAUGCGCCCCAUACAACCCGGGAUGCUGCUGCCGGGCGGCGUGGUGCCGAUGGGCGCCGUGUUCCCGGGCGGCGUGCCCGGGCUGCCGGUCAUGCAGCCGCGCUUCCGGUAGCCGGCAGGUAAGCGGACAGGUGACCGCGGUCGCCCGCUGGGGUUGGGCCGGCAGUUCCCUGCGGACCGCAGGCGACGCCCGAGUCACAACUUGCGUUGUUGGAUUACCGGCCCCCUGUCCCCGCGAUUGCUACUAUCUAUCUAUCACCGGCUCUCACAUAGACUGUCGACGGCAGACUUAGUAGUGAAUUAAUUAAUUUCUGGUGUUAAGAUGUGUGUAAGGAUAAUUUAAAUAGACGAGUUAAUGUUAUCAUCUGCCUUGAAUUUUUCUUAAGCAUUUCCACAUGAAGUUGUGACGUUUGCCUACUCUUGUAGAUUUUGACUAUUUUACUCAAUAAACGCUGUGGACUUGAGA
Messenger RNA from Amyelois transitella, 1693 nucleotides. RefSeq names its product BUB3-interacting and GLEBS motif-containing protein ZNF207 (gene BuGZ). The coding region runs from base 197 to 1339 and encodes 380 amino acids. Gene Ontology annotation, molecular function: DNA binding. The transcript is spliced from 11 exons. Gene Ontology annotation, cellular component: nucleus. The record is from RefSeq and is a predicted model, not a curated record. Lineage: Eukaryota; Metazoa; Arthropoda; Insecta; Lepidoptera; Pyralidae.